Cuscuta campestris is the source of this 2969-nucleotide messenger RNA. NCBI's taxonomy places the organism in Eukaryota, Viridiplantae, Streptophyta, Magnoliopsida, Solanales, Convolvulaceae. The record is from the annotation of a GenBank genome assembly.
GAUCCCUCAUCUGCUUCUAUCUCGGAACCCGCAUGAAUAUAUGAGCAGAAUCCACCACCUCACCUCAAAGAACCCAAAAAAUGGAUUUUUCAGGCAAGGAAAACGAACCCACCGCGGGGAAUAGCAGCAAAUCCGCCGCCGCAUCCGCCGCAGGCAGCAAGAACGCAAGAAAGGCAAUGGCUCAGUACAGUGCUGAUGCUAAGCUAAUGGCCGAUUUCGAGCAGUGUGGGGAGUCAGGUAAGUCUUUCAACUACGCUAGGUCAGUAAACAAUGCGACCCAGAAUGCGUCCGAAGAAGAAAUGGUUGCCUAUCUGUCAAAAAUCCAGAGGGGUGGCCUUAUCCAACCCUUCGGAUGUAUGCUUGCAGUUGAGGAACCCACUUUCAAGAUUAUAGGGUUCAGUGAGAAUUGCUUUGAUUUGUUGGGUUUGAUGGGUUUUGUUGAUCCUAGGGAUAAGAGGAGUCUGAUUGGGAUUGACGCCAGGACUCUCUUCACCCCCUCUGCUAGGGCUUCUUUGGCAAAAGCCUUGGCUUGUAGGGAGAUUUCUCUGCUGAACCCAAUCUGGGUACAUUCUAGGAGCAACCAAAAGCCCUUUUAUGCUGUGCUCCACAGGAUCGAUGUGGGGAUUGUGAUUGAUUUGGAACCUGCUAGCUCCGGUGAUCAUGCAGUGUUGCUUGCAGGGGCAGUUCAAUCGCAGAAACUCGCUGUCCGUGCGAUUUCUAGGCUUCAGUCUCUCCCCGGGGGAGAUAUAGGGAUGUUGUGUGACACAGUAGUUGAAGACGUACAGAGGCUGACUGGGUACGAUAGGGUGAUGGUUUAUAAGUUCCACAAUGACGAUCACGGGGAGGUUGUGUCAGAAAUCAGGAGGUCAGAUUUGGUGCCUUAUUUGGGGUUGCAUUAUCCUGCAACUGAUAUCCCCCAAGCAGCACGUUUCUUGUUUAAACAGAAUAGGGUAAGGAUGAUCUGUGAUUGCAAUGCGCAACCUGUCAAGAUUUUUCAAGCUGAAGAACUGCAACAUCCUCUAUGUUUGGUUAAUUCAACCCUUAGAUCUCCACACAGCUGUCAUACCAUUUAUAUGGCUAACAUGGGGUCUAUUGCCUCAUUGGCAAUGGCAGUUGUUAUUAACAGUGGCGAGUCCAUGAAGCUUUGGGGAUUGGUAGUGUGUCACCAUACUACCUCAAGGUAUGUUCCUUUCCCACUUCGCUAUGCAUGUGAGUUCCUCAUGCAAGCAUUCAGCCUCCAGCUUCAUAUGGAACUUCAGUUGGCCAUACAAUUAGCCGAAAAGAAAAUGCUCCGUACCCAGAGCUUGCUAUGUGACAUGCUUCUCCGGGACGCUCCAUUUGGGAUAGUUACACAAUCGCCUAACGUGAUGGACCUGGUUAGGUGUGAUGGGGCUGCACUGUAUUACGGUGGGAAGUGUUGGUUACUUGGUGUGACACCAAAUGAGGCACAAGUCAAGGAUAUUGCUGAGUGGCUGUUAAAUACUCAUGGGGAUUCAACAGGUUUGAGUACAGAUUGUCUUGCAGAUGCUGGGUACCCUGGGGAAGGGUUAUUAGGUGAUGCAGUUUCAGGAAUGGCCACUGCAAGAAUCAGUUCUUCAAAGGACUUUCUUUUCUGGUUCAGGUCUCAUACUGCUAAGGAAGUGAAAUGGGGAGGGGCUAAGCAUCACCCGGAGCAGAAAGAUGAUGGUGAACGAAUGCACCCUCGGUCUUCAUUCAAUGUGUUUCUUGAAGUGGUGAAAGGGAAAAGUCUGCCUUGGGAAGAUUCUGAAAUUAAUAUCAUUCAUUCGUUACAGCUCAUACUGAGAGAUUCCCUUCAAGGGGUUGGGGAGAGCUUUGUGAAAAGCAUGUCAUCUUCCCAACAGAGUGAUUCUGAAGGGACAAGGUUUUUUGAACUUAGUUCAAUGGCGCGUGAACUUGUCAGGUUGAUUGAGACAGCUACAGCUCCGAUUUUCGGUGUUGAUUCAUGUGGAGUAAUCAACGGAUGGAAUUCCAAGGUUGCUGAACUAACAGGGUUGGGAGCUGAUGCAGCAAUCGGAAAGCCUCUCAUCGAUUAUGUCACUCAUGAAGAUUCGCGCGAAACUUUUCAAAGUUUUAUGUGUGAAGCUCUACAAGGUGAGGAGGGCAAAAACAUAGAAGUAAAGCUGCUAACAUUUGGGAGUCAUGAAACAGGACAAGCCGUGCACCUUGUAGUGAAUGCAUGCACAAGUAGGGAUUCCCAAAACAACAUUGUCGGGGCAUGUUUUGUGGGUCAAGACAUCACUCCUCAGAUAGUUGUCAUGGACAAGUUUGUCCGGCUGCAAGGGGAUUAUGAGGCCAUUGUACAAAGUCUCAAUCCACUAAUCCCGCCGAUAUUUGCUUGUGACCAGAACGUGUGCUGCUCCGAAUGGAAUGCUGCCAUGGAACAGUUAACGGGCUGGUCUAAAUCUGAGGUUUUAGGGAAGAGACUUCCCGGCGAGGUUUUUGGAGGGAUGUGUCAACUUAGGGGUCAAGAUGCACUAACCAAAUUCAUGAUUCUCUUGUACCAAGGAAUAAGUGGCCAUGACAGUGAAAAGCUACCAUUUGGGUUUUUUGAUAGAAAAGGGAGUUUCUUGGAAGUGUUCAUAACUGCAAACAAGAGAAGGGAUGGGAAGGGAAACAUAAUUGGGUGUUUCUGCUUCUUGCAAAUAUCCACAAGAAGAGAUGCCGAAAAUGAUGACAGAGAAUGUGCGAUGUCACUUAAAGAGUUCACAUACAUCCGACAGCAGAUGAAGAAUCCCUUAAAUGGAAUCCGUUUCACCCACAAGCUCCUUGUAGAUACAGUUACUUCAGAUGUUCAGAAACAGUAUCUGGAAGCAAGUGCAGCUUGCGAAAGACAGAUAAUGUCUAUAAUCGAGGACAUAGAGUAUGGAGGCAUAAUAGAGGGGUAACUCAAUUUUUGGAAUCUCUUGUUAAUUCUAGUACGAGUCUGGCUCUUUUGACACCAAGGGGCG